AUGACGAGACCCUCCCACUCCCCCCAGGACACUCUGUCCGUGCAGAAGACGCCCUACGGCCAUCCCUACGACAUAUAUGACACAGCCCGGCCCUGUGUGAUCGACGAGGAGGACGAGUCCCACGCCUACGACACUGACGACGCCGCGCCCUCGGUGAACAUCCCGCGGUUUAGCAGUAAGGAUGCCGCAGACCGCGCGAGAAAGCGCUCCUCCCUCCCCCCGGCCCUCAGCAGCGCGACGACGUCGAUUUACCGCACCGCCAAUUCCAUAAUCUCGCAGCGCACUACCGUCAGCAAGCUGCCGGCUGGCAUGACAGUCCGCACGCAGUUCGAGAGCGCUCCCGCCUUUGAGAAAGCGCCAUGGGAAAUGCCCGAGCGCCCGCUCUCAAUGUUCUCCAUCCCCUCUGGCGGCCUUCGUUUCCAUUCGAAGACCAAGAGCGUCAUGCAGCCGCGCAUCUUCCAGAUCCUGCCGCGCGAGGUGUACGCAUGUAUUCUGCAACAGUUGGAAGUGCUUCACUUCGGCAACGACGCCCAGAGCUGCACCACCUGCUACUUGCGGGACCUGUACAACCUUGCGCUGACGAGUCGGGCCUGGGACAAGGCCGCACGGAACAAGCUCUAUUCCAAACUGUGGCUGCCGCCAGCCGACGUCUCGGACCCCCGGCAGUCCAAAUCGAAGGCCCCUAGCCGCUUGAAACUGCUUCGGAAAACACUUCGAGAGAGGAGCGCUGUGGCGAAGCUGGUAGUCGAGAUCAAGGCAGCCGAAAUGCAGCAGGUCAUGCUGCGGGCGAACUACAACGAAGGGCAAGCAAUCAUCAAUGAUUUGGCAUCAAUAGUCAUGGCCUGCCCGAACCUAGAGAAGCUCGCCGGCUUCUACAGAAUCUACAACCACGAAUUCGACCGCCUCAACCACGCCUUGUCAACGAGACCAAACCUUAAAGAGCGGGCGUGGAUAAUAGGGAAGCCAAUUAACCACGGCGCAGGCCAUCUGACGCAGCAGCAAGCCUUCGAGCUCUACCCGGGCCCGACGGAGCUGUUCCUGCACCACCAAGACAUCGCCACCAACUUAGAAACCCUCUUUCUCCACGGCCAGGACUCAGGGGCCAUGGACUUCCGCGCCUUCGUCGCUACCUUCCGCAAGCUGCCGCGCCUCCGUCGCCUCCACAUCUCCAACUUCUCCGCCUCUGACUUCAACGACCGCACCCUUGCCGCCCUGCCCCCGACCCUGACCUCGCUCCGCCUCGAGGCCCUCGACGGUGUCACCGACAAGGGGCUCCUCCGAUUCGCCCAGUCGCCCGUGGCGGCGGGCCUGACGUCGCUCGCACUCGUGCACCAGGAGAUCGUUGACCUACUCAUCGUAAUCGCCUUUCUCAGGUCGUGCACGCGCCUGGAAAGCUUCGCCAUUGUGCAGGAUGGAUCCCCGGGUGUCAACAGCAACGUGCCGCUGUUCCGGCCCGUGUUCGCGUCAAACUCGUUACGGAAUCUGCACUGGGACAUCCUAAUGCCGGCGCCGGCCACGGACGAGCUGGCCAUCAGCGUCGCGGGUGGCGCUUUCCCGUUGCUCGAGCGCCUACGCGCGCCUUGCGACUACGACGGCGUGCUGCAGGACCUGUGUCGUCCGCGCGGCUGCGUAACCUUGCCGGACGACGAGUAUUACUUCUACGUCAAGAACAGCGGCAAGAGGAGCGACAGGAACAACGACAUGCGCGACUCGAUGAGUCCGCACGACGGCGGCCCGGUCGGCGGCAGGCCACCCUCGUCCGCGUCCUCGUCUUCGCCGAUUGAGUACACUCGAAACUUGGCCAAGGCACGACGCAGGUCACAGGCGCGGAUCGAUGCGCGCGUCGAGUGCUACUCGCCACGAACCGACCGGAUGCGCGGCUUCUCCGGGUCCUGGCGGUCCUGCUCGUCGUCAACCUAUUCCUCGUCGACGCACAGCGCCAACAGCAACGGAAUCCAAAUCGUCGUCGAGAACGAGGACAACGUCGUGACGGACCGCUUUUCGUUCGACUACGUUGGUACCAUCGGCAGCACCAUUGACUACGUGCUCGAGCCUGAUGUCGACGACAGCUUGGACGCAGUCAUUGGCGUGGGCGAUUUGAUGCUGGGCGCGCCCGUGAGAGGUCUGGGCGGGGGUGUGGGCUUCAAGGCGAAGGACUUGUGCGCCGGGAGCUCCGUCUCUGGCAGGUGGCACAGGUCGAGAGCGAGGGUCAGGUUGAUUGAGAUUGGAGACUUCUUUUGA
Molecule: messenger RNA, 2241 nt
Organism: Lasiodiplodia theobromae
Lineage: Eukaryota; Fungi; Ascomycota; Dothideomycetes; Botryosphaeriales; Botryosphaeriaceae
Exons: 3
Coding region: 1-2241 (746 amino acids)
Source: RefSeq, a predicted model, not a curated record